Messenger RNA from Cadophora gregata, 2250 nucleotides. RefSeq lists its product as uncharacterized. The transcript has 2 exons. Gene Ontology annotation, biological process: hydrogen peroxide catabolic process; cellular response to hydrogen peroxide. The coding region runs from base 1 to 2250 and encodes 749 amino acids. NCBI's taxonomy places the organism in Eukaryota, Fungi, Ascomycota, Leotiomycetes, Helotiales, Ploettnerulaceae. Gene Ontology annotation, molecular function: catalase activity; heme binding. Gene Ontology annotation, cellular component: cytosol. The record is from RefSeq and is a predicted model, not a curated record.
AUGGCUGAAUGUCCGAUCAAGAAGUCCAACAUUGGUAUGGGCGGUACCAAGAACCGCGACUGGUGGCCAAAUGAGUUGAAGCUCAACAUCCUCCGCCAGCACACGUCUGCCACCAAUCCUUUGAACAAGGACUUCGACUACCCAACUGCCUUCAAGAGCUUGGACUAUGAGGGAUUGAAGAAGGACUUGACUGCGUUGAUGACCGAUUCCCAGGACUGGUGGCCUGCGGACUUCGGACACUAUGGUGGUCUGUUCAUCCGAAUGGCCUGGCACAGUGCUGGCACAUACCGUCUUUUCGAUGGCCGCGGUGGCGGUGGACAAGGUCAACAACGAUUUGCUCCUCUCAACAGCUGGCCCGAUAACGUCUCUCUCGAUAAAGCUCGCCGACUCCUCUGGCCAAUUAAGCAGAAGUACGGCAACAAGAUCUCCUGGGCUGAUCUGUACCUCCUUACCGGAAACGUGGCAAUCGAGUCUAUGGGCUUGAAGACAUUCGGUUUCGCUGGUGGACGUGCUGAUACUUGGGAGGCUGACGAGGCCGUAUACUGGGGUGGCGAGUCCACAUGGUUGGGGAACGAUAUUCGUUACGCAAACGGUAACGAGGGAAUGAAGGGAGAUGGUGUCAUCGAUGGUGACGAGUCUCAGAAGGAGCACAAGGAUAUCCACUCUCGCGAUCUUGAGAAGCCGCUGGCGGCAGCACACAUGGGUUUGAUCUAUGUCAACCCUGAGGGCCCUGACGGAGUUCCGGACCCAGUUGCUUCUGCCAGAGAUAUCCGCACAACUUUCGGUCGCAUGGCCAUGAAUGAUGAGGAGACUGUUGCUCUUAUUGCCGGCGGUCACUCAUUUGGUAAGACACAUGGAGCUGGUCCAGCUGAUAGCGUUGGCAAGGAGCCAGAAGCUGCCGAUAUCUCCUCCCAGGGAUUCGGCUGGGACAACAAGUACAAGUCUGGAAAAGGCCCAGAUACCAUCACCUCCGGUCUUGAGGUUACCUGGACUUCGACCCCAACUAAGUGGAGCAACAAGUACCUCGAGUACCUCUUCAAGUACGAGUGGGAGCUCACCAAGAGUCCAGCUGGUGCGAACCAAUGGGUGGCGAAGGAUGCUCCAGAAAUUAUCCCACACGCAUACGACCCAAACAAGAAGCAAAAGCCAACCAUGUUGACCAGUGAUCUCGCUCUCCGAUUUGAUCCCGAAUAUGAGAAGAUCGCUCGUCGCUUUGCUGCCGACCAGAACGCUCUUGGUGAUGCCUUCACUCGUGCUUGGUUCAAGCUUCUCCACCGUGAUAUGGGACCAAGAUCUCGCUGGCUCGGCCCCGAAAUUCCUUCCGAGGUCUCGAUCUGGGAGGACCCAGUUCCAACUGUCAAUCACCCAUUGAUCGACGAGAAGGAUGUUGCUGCUCUCAAGAAGGAGAUCCUCGGAUCUGGUAUUGAUGGUACCAAGCUGAUUUCUACUGCCUGGGCAUCCGCAUCCACUUUCCGUGGUGGUGACAAGCGUGGAGGUGCCAAUGGUGCCCGCAUUCGUCUUGCUCCUCAGAAGGACUGGAAGGUCAACAACCCGUCCCAGCUCAAGGAGGUUCUUGGCGCACUCGAGAACGUCCAGAAGAAAUUCAACGGCGCUGCAUCUGGUGGAAAGAAGGUUUCCUUGGCCGAUCUCAUCGUCCUUGGUGGUGUUGCCGCCCUCGAAAAGGCAUCUGGUGCUGCCGUUCCUUUCACACCCGGCCGUACCGACGCCUCGGCGGAACAAACCGAUGCCGAAUCUUUCGAGCAUUUGGAGCCAAUUGCUGAUGGAUUCCGCAACUAUGGCAAGUCAGACAGCCGUGUCACUACCGAGAAGUACCUCGUCGACCGAGCUCACCUCCUCACUCUUACCGCCCCAGAACUCACCGUCUUGGUCGGUGGUCUCCGUGCCCUGAACGCCAACUACGAUGGCUCCUCCAAGGGUGUCUUGACCAAGCGUCCAGGUCAACUCACCAACGACUUCUUCGUCAAUCUCCUCGACAUGAACACCGCCUGGAAGACCAUUGAUACCGACAACUUCGAGGGUGUCGACCGCAAGACCGGCGCCAAGAAGUGGACUGGUACUCGUGCUGAUCUGGUCUUCGGCUCUCACGCUGAGUUGCGCGCCAUCUCGGAGGUGUAUGCCAGCUCGGAUGCGCAGGAGAAGUUUGUGAAGGAUUUCAUCGCUGCGUGGGAUAAGGUUAUGAACCUGGAUCGCUUCGAUUUGACUGCUUCAAAGGAUAGAGCGAGACUUUAA